AUGACCAAGCUGCUAGAGCCAGCCGAAGUGUUUUUAUCCUCCCAGACAGGUCUGGCACCAAUUUAUCGACCUCGGAGGGAUGAAAGGCUUGGAUUGGACCAGGGUGGUUUCGAACCAUCGACGGAGAUAGAAGCCCAGGACACAGUCGAUAUGGCCACAAUUCACACAGUAUAUGAGAAUCCCUACGCUAACACGGAAUGUAUGAGUCAUAUUCCGAAAACGGUUGGAACAGGGAGUCAGUUGGAUGUGUCAUGGUCAAAACAAAUAUAA
Molecule: messenger RNA, 270 nt
Organism: Necator americanus (New World hookworm)
Lineage: Eukaryota; Metazoa; Nematoda; Chromadorea; Rhabditida; Ancylostomatidae
Exons: 2
Coding region: 1-270 (89 amino acids)
Source: RefSeq, a predicted model, not a curated record